AUGAUAGAAGAAGAUAAACGAGUAAAACAGCUACACAGGCUGCGAGGUGCCCUAAAAGCAAAGCUAACGGUUCUUGACAAAUUUCUUAACAAAGCUAGAGCAGACAUAGAUCUUAUAGAUUUAAACGGUAAAUGUACUGAUGUUGAACGCGUUAAAACAGAUUUUGAAAUUACGCAAAACGAAAUAGAGUCAAUAGUUAGUAACGCAGCAAUCGAUUCCAAAUACGCGGAAAGAAUUGAAUUUGAAAAACGCUUUUCUUACUUAACUGCUCAAGCAGAGCGAAUUCUUAGAGAAAAGGAACCGAUAAUUACAAUUGAUCAAUCAUCAUCAUUAUCUCGUGUUUCUGAUAAUAUCGGUAGCAUAACAAGCCUUCAAGAAAAUGCACUAAUCUCAGCAACUACACGAGUGCAUUGUGCCGGGAAUUCAAUUAAUCUCAAGUCACCAGCGUUAAAUUUACCCAGCUUUAGCGGUACAUGCGAAACAUGGUCCGGUUUUAGUAACACCUUCAAAUCAUCUGUUCAUAACGAUAGCAAAUAUGCUAAUUCUCAAAAGUUACUAUAUCUUCGAUCAUGUUUAACUGGAAAAGACGCAGAAAAAAUUAAAUCGCUCGCAACUACUGAUGCUAAUUAUCAAGUCGCGUGGGAUAUAUUAGAGAAAUAUUAUAACGACCCUCCGGCUGUAAUCAAUAAUCAUGUAAAGGCAUUUUUUGAUUUAUCGUAG
Molecule: messenger RNA, 720 nt
Organism: Belonocnema kinseyi
Lineage: Eukaryota; Metazoa; Arthropoda; Insecta; Hymenoptera; Cynipidae
Exons: 1
Coding region: 1-720 (239 amino acids)
Source: RefSeq, a predicted model, not a curated record